CGUCUACCGAAUAUGAAAUAGAUAUUAAUACAAAGAAAGCAAAUGCUAGUUUAAAUGCUCCAAAGGAAGAUUAUGCUUCAAAUGAACCAAAUGGAGCGUCUACCGAAUAUGAAAUAGAUAUUAAUACAAAGAAAGCAAGUGCUAGUUUAAAUACUCCAAAGAAAGAUUAUGCUCCAAAUGAACUAAAUGGAGCGUCUACCGAAUAUGAAAUAGAUACUAAUACAAAGAUAGCAAGUGCUAGUUUAAAUGCUCCAAAGAAAGAUUAUGCUCCAAAUGAACUAAAUGGAG
Ambispora leptoticha is the source of this 288-nucleotide messenger RNA. The record is from the annotation of a GenBank genome assembly. NCBI's taxonomy places the organism in Eukaryota, Fungi, Glomeromycota, Glomeromycetes, Archaeosporales, Ambisporaceae.